Molecule: messenger RNA, 1849 nt
Organism: Mobula hypostoma (lesser devil ray)
Lineage: Eukaryota; Metazoa; Chordata; Chondrichthyes; Myliobatiformes; Myliobatidae
Product: AP-3 complex subunit sigma-2
Exons: 10
Coding region: 36-1196 (386 amino acids)
Biological process (GO): Golgi to vacuole transport; intracellular protein transport; negative regulation of actin nucleation
Cellular component (GO): membrane coat; intracellular membrane-bounded organelle; AP-3 adaptor complex
Source: RefSeq, a predicted model, not a curated record
UUCCGCUGGAAGAAAGCCCAGCUUCCGGCUGCGCCAUGAGCCGUAUCUAUAGCGACGACCGGUUGUCCGUCGGCCCCGUUAACCGGGAGCGGGUUCUGGGCCCAUGGGCUCCGGCGGCCCCGGGGGGCCCCGGGGCCGUGCUGGAGGGGGAGCUGCGGCAGCUGAGUCGGCACCAGAUCGAGGACAACACCGGCAGCAAGUAUCGAUACUUCAUUUUGUAUAUUAAACCAACAAAAAUCCACAAGAGAAAGUUUGAUUCCCAUGGGGUGGAGAUUGAACCAAACUUCAGUGAUACCAAGAAAGUCAACACGGGCUACUUGAUGUCUUCUUACAAGGUGGAAGCUAAAGGACAGUCGGAUAGGAUUUCAGCAGAGGAGUUGAAGAAGUUGAUUUACAAACUGGAGCUGGCACAGAUCUCUGAGAAACACACCCCUGGUGACAGCCUGGCUUUCUGGAUCACUGAGGAAGAGAUGAAAAACAUUGACUUGGAGAUUGGAGACACAUUGCGCCUGAAAACGAGGGAUGAUAGCCCAUUUAUCUUUACGUUGGUCAAAAUGGAUGCAGGAACCGUGACAAAGUGCAACUUUGCAGGGGAUAAAAAGGCAGGAAGUUCUUGGACAGACAAUAUAUUUGCUACAAAGUCGAAAAAUGAGGAAGAGGCUAAAGAAAGUGGCCAAGGAGAGGGGGCUGACGAGGAUGAAUGGUCCGAGGAUAUGCAACAACAAAUCAUCCGGGAAACAUUCCAGUUGGUGUCCAGGAGGGAUGAAAACGUCUGCAACUUCUUGGAAGGUGGCAGUUUGAUCGGAGGAUCAGACUACAAGCUCAUCUACAGACACUAUGCAACCCUCUACUUCCUCUUCUGUGUCGACUCGUCUGAGAGUGAGCUGGGCAUUCUGGAUCUGAUACAGGUAUUUGUGGAGACGCUGGACAAAUGUUUUGAGAACGUCUGUGAACUGGACCUUAUAUUCCACAUGGAUAAGGUUCAUUGCAUCCUGCAGGAAGUGGUGAUGGGCGGGAUGGUGCUGGAGACCAACAUGAACGAGAUCGUGACACAGGUGGAGGCGCAGACCAAACUGGAGAAGGCGGAGGCUGGCUUCUCUGCAGCUCCAGCACGCGCCGUCUCUGCUGUCAAGAACAUAAAUCUCCCUGAGAUCCCUCGCAACAUCAAGGUCUCCAAUCUCUCCCCGUUCAUGUAAAAGGACGUUCUGCAUCCACGAAGCCUUGUCGCCGUCCUCUGCACUUCCCCAGAUACCAUGUGCUGAUUAGCACACCACAGUAAGACCUGUCUGUGUUCCGCACAGGAUCUUCAUCGGAUCAUUGUACCAGUCACCUUGGUCUGUGGGGCACCCCUGAACGCAGAAAGCUGAGAGUGUCGGAAAUUGAAAACAAACUGAACUUGCGGGAGGUACCUGGCAAGUUGGGCAGCAUCUGUGGAGAGAGGAAGAGUGGAUUUUCAUUGUGAGAAAUUGUUGUUCUUGCCUGAACAGCGUCAGUCAGCACACAGUCAAAGUAUUUUCUGUGUUCUCCCCUCCUGUAACUUCAAACACGUCCAUUCUGUCACCCAAUCAUCAUCCACCAUUGCAUGUCCCAAGAGUAUAAAGUUUCAUUAUUUAUAGUUAGUGAGUUAUCCUUAAUUGUUCUUCCUUAUCAACUUGACUGACCUAGAUAAAGUGUUCCAUGAAACCUCAUUUAAAAUGUCAGCAAUAAAACAGACAUUCAAACUCUCCUCUGUUGGGCCGCUCAAAGCCGAACAGAUUCUGAGUUUAUGAACUUGUGAAUCUGUCCAUUGAUCCUCAUCACCUAAUUAUCUCUUGAAAUUGCCAAGAUUAAUAAAAUUUAUUUGCUUUCA